Molecule: messenger RNA, 1785 nt
Organism: Oppia nitens
Lineage: Eukaryota; Metazoa; Arthropoda; Arachnida; Sarcoptiformes; Oppiidae
Product: cytochrome P450 3A8-like
Exons: 6
Coding region: 184-1785 (533 amino acids)
Molecular function (GO): heme binding; oxidoreductase activity, acting on paired donors, with incorporation or reduction of molecular oxygen; steroid hydroxylase activity
Source: RefSeq, a predicted model, not a curated record
GUUCGUGUCGUACCUAAUGUACUGAAUGACUAUUGAAAACACAAAUGUUUAGUAUAUAAACACACCGUAUGUUUGCAUUUGAUUGCAAUAAAUCUGACAAUUAUUAUUGAAAAUACAUUAUAGUUGUUCACAACUUUUAGAAAAUUUCAUUGUUUUGUGCGAUAACUUAUUAUUAUUAUUAAAAUGUUUGACAUAAGUUAUACAACAUUAGCUAUCAUUACUACAGCAUCAUUGACUGCACUUUAUUUUUAUUUGACCAAAAAUUUUAACUACUGGUCAUCCCGUGGCGUAAAAGGUCCGAAACCGGUCGUAUUGUUUGGAAAUGUUUGGGAAUUGAUUAUCAAACGAUUUCAACUGAUAGAAGAGGACCGGUUAGCUAAAUAUGGAUCUAUCUAUGGUAUAUAUAUGGGCAAAGAUCCGAUGUUGGUUGUGGCCGAUCCCGAGUUAAUCAAAAACAUUAUGGUUAAAGAUUUUCAUAUUUUUGUCAAUCGCCGAGACUUGGGACCAAUUGAUGAAGUGAUGGAUCACGCGAUGACCGUUGUUAAGGACGACGAAUGGAAAAGACAGAGAUCUAUUGUGUCGCCGUCAUUCACUACGGGAAAGUUGAGAAAAAUGAUGACAUUAGUGGAUCAUUGCGCCCAAAGUGUCGACCGGGUCUUAGAUAAGGUGGCCACUGAUGGUAAUGAAAUAGAGAUGAAGGGACUGAUGGGCAACUAUACCAUGGAUGUGAUCGCCAGCUGUGCUUUUGCCACCAAAACCGACACUCAUAACGACCCGAACAAUCCGUUUGUUGUGAACGCCAAGUCAUUGUUUUCGGGUAGUCUAUGGAGAGGUGUCUUAUUUUUAUUGGCCAAUCGUAUGAUGCGCUUCUUCAAGAUAUCUAUUAUCGAUCCGUCUGUCUAUAAGUUUUUCCUGAAUGCCAUCAAAGAGAUUAUCAAACAAAGAAAAGAGGAUCAAAGUGGUCACAAACACUACGACUUUCUUCAGCUGAUGAUUGACGCACAGAAAAAGGUUGACAACAAUGUGACUGCUGUUGAUGAUGACAACAACAGCAGCAGCAGCGCCGAUGACAAGCUUAUGGAUGCUGAAGCACAUCACGGCCUGGAAGACAAUAGCCGAUUGUUGAAGAACAGAGACAAACUGGAAAUCAAAGAGAUUGAUAUAUUAGCCACGAGUUUUGUUUUCUUUUUGGCCGGUUAUGAGACAACGGCCACACUGUUGGCUCAUUUGAUCUAUUCGUUGGCCAUUAAUCCGGAAUCUCAGCAGAAAUUGGUGGACGAAAUCCGCGGUAAUUGUGACGCCAGCGGCCAUAUUGAUUACGAGACAAUUAUACGGUUGCCUUAUUUGGACGCCUGUAUAUCGGAGACACUGCGUAUGUAUAGUCCGGCUCCGCAAACCGGUCGUGUAGCCUCUCAGGACUACAAAUUAGGCGAUACGGGAAUAACAGUGGAAAAGGGUGUACACAUAAUCAUACCGAUUCACGCACUACACUACAACCCCGACUACUAUCCCGAACCGAAACAGUUUCGACCGGAACGCUUUCUCCCGGAAAAUCGUGAUAAAAUCAUACCCUACACCUAUCUGCCGUUUGGUGCCGGUCCGCGAAAUUGUGUGGGUAUGCGUUUCGCGCUUAUGGAGGCCAAGACUGUAGUCGUCCGGACACUCAUAAAGUAUGAAUUUGUACGAACAGCCAAUACUAAAGUUCCCUUAAAGUACGUACAAAAGUCAACGUUCCCCAUACCGACCGAUAUUACAAUAGGCGUACAGUACAGGCAAACCGUUUAG